AAAAGCGCUCUAUGCUAAGCUAGAUGCCAAUGCAGCGUAGAAACAACGUAUAAUUACACAAAUUGUGUGAAAAUAAAUAUGAUCAACUUCUAUAUAAGUAACACUAAUUUCUAAUAAUAUUGAUGGAACGCUAUUUCGUUAACGAGUAUAGUUCCGUUUCGAUUUGUUUUUCUCAUUAACUGAGUAACGUUCGACUGGAAUGGCGGCAUUUUACAUUUUAAAAAAUUCCCCUUGUAUGUAAUUCUGCUAACUACUGCAUCUAAAUCGCAACACAGUUAACCCAUGGUGACUCUUCUAAUCCAAAUAUUUAGACUAUAUUCGAAGUGAGCGCAUGGAAUGGAGGAAGCAGAAUUCUCUCGUUUAUCAUAAUAUUGUUCUAAGUGCUAUUGAGGAAGAAGCACCAUUAAGUCCUUCAUCUAGGGUAUUAUCUGCUGAGCUUAUUAAAGCGUAGUUUAGAGCAUGUUCAGCGAAGUUUGUUGAAACUCACACAGUUUCUAGUGGCGUUGAAUCAGCCUAUACUGGAGUGAUCCAGUUCGUUUUAUGGGACCCCACGCUAUCUUGGUUAUACAUAGCUUCGAUGUAUUGUCAAGUAUCAUUUUCUAUAAGAAUGUUUGCAGAUCUUAAAGGUUUAUCGCUCGACAGCCGCCUACGAAGUCUGUCGUUCUCAGGAUAAUACGUCCAAGUGAUAAUGCACGUUUUGUGGGAAAAUUGUCAGGAUAACGAUGUGAUUGAUUCGUUUUUUGUGAGUGAACGUCAGUCCAUGCUAUUGCGAAAUUGCCAUAUUAGAUCCCAGUCACCUUGGAUUGAAGAUGAUCGGGCCAUCGGGGAAAAACCAAUAUUUUUGCGAAUGCUACUAUCGAGCGCUGGCCUACAAUUAGUUCCAGUUUGUGCUUAUUCAAUAUAGGCUAAAACAGCUAGUGACCAACUAUCGACGGUCGUUAGCAUUUGUGGUUUGUGCAGUUAUCACUACGGCUUUUGCCCAUAAUAAAAUUUCAUUUUGAUAUUAUGUAAAUGUAAAACCGCUAAACAACGCACUACUAUGCGGCUAGUUUUCUGUCAUUGUGUUGGUCAAACUAUGUAUAAACGACCAUAAGGGGGUUACACAUAAGAAUGAACCUAUGUGGUCUUGUCGAAACGAAAUGAACCUUCUGUUUGGCCUGCAUAAUUUAUGUGGUUACUGUAGUCGAGUGUUACAAUACAGUCAGACAUUUUCAAUCAUGUUAAGACUAUAUAAAAAUGUAUUGUAUUAUAUAUUGAGAUAAGAGUGCGCGCAACUGUUUCAUUUGUUUCGAUAGGAUUUCUCUGUCUGUCAGAUAUCAACCAGCAUUGACACAGACUAUCAUCCUGUGUAAAGUAAGGUACCCAUUGCUGCUUACACUCAGUAGCAUUUACGGUUAGACAACAUUGUUUUUUUCGUUUCAAAUUUGAGAUCGUCAGCCGUCUUUAAUUCGCCAUUGUUCCGAUCGACGCAGCGUUUGAUGCCAAUAGGGGAGCUUCCGUUCAAGAAAAUCUAUACGGCAAGGUCUGGUCAAGCAUCAUAGCCGUCUUUAUCGUCCUUGCGUGUUACCCCCUUUGCUUGUAUAUGGUAUGUAUACACUAAACAGGGCUAAUGAUUACCUGUACGACCUACAAGCAUCGAAUGAAUGCGUCUCGACACAAACGCUAAAUAAUGGUCGGCCUCCAUUACGGCCGGCUAAGUUCCACAACGGCGGCGAAAAUAACGCUUGAAAAAGUUUAAGCUAGUUGAAAGGAAGAGGUCGAAAUUCGUGGAAGCUUCGUCAUACGCCGUUAGCGACAACAUCAGCAGAUGGACUAUCGCUACAAAGAAGACAUUCCAGCGGGCCUCUUACGAGACUCCAUCAUAUCGUACGGUCCUCUUGGACCUCUGCUAACACUGGGAGACCGAGUCGUCUGGGUUCUCCGAGAUGGACCUCAGUUUGGCUGGGUUCGCUGGGUUGGCCGGUUACCUGAUGUGACCGAUGAUGGCUGGACCAUUGGGGUUGAGUUUGACAAUCCUGUUGGUAGUGGAGAUGGCCGGUUUGCUGGCAAACGCUAUUUCUUUGGCCGACACGACCACGCUUUAUUCCUGCCUAACACGAACCUCAUGCGGGCCGAUGAGUACCAUUUACAAGUCGCCAAAUACGAUGGUUUUGGAUUGGGAAACCAGAAAGUGCUAGUUCCUCCGUACACAACGUUGCCCCCACGCACAAAUCAACUUACAAAUGGCGCUGACAACGAACCCCAGUCGGAACCCUGCUCGGCAAAUGCUACCCCUGUUCAGAACAAGAGAUCAAUGUUCCGUGCCUUUAAACUGAAGAAAAGUAAAAGUCUACAGGAAACAGUUGAAGCCAGCGAAUCUGGCUAUGAGAACGUCGGUAGCGGAACACAUGGCUCCGGCGAACCUCAAGUGGACCCUUCAAGAGAGCUAAUGCGUAAGGAGAAAUUUCACUUUCACCUGCUACCGCUUCGCUUUCCCAAAAGCCAAUCCAAUUCUUCAGUGUCGUCUGCACCACCGAAUUUCGGACCCCCACGCAUAGCAGGAGUUGAGCAGGACGCAGAAAAUUCGUCGUUGUCCGGAGAGGAUGGUAGUCUUAUGUCAUGUCUACCGUCAUUGGGUGGCAGUCUCCUUCGCCGCCGCAAGAAGGAUAACGGCUCAGGCGGCGCCAGGCCUAAGAAAGCGAAACAGAAGCUUAAGAAACGCGCUAACGAGCAGACGCCACCGUUCGCCUUCCUGACUACAAGCCACGAGAGUAAGCUCUGCGGCAACGGAUCCGGUGCAACGGGGAAUAUGGCUGACUCCAACAACUCGAACCUUGUAUCUAACGCGCCAGAGGAUUCGCUUGUUGUGAAUGCCAGCAGCUCUCGACAGUUUGCUGUUCUUCAGCAGUACCGUGACUCUUUGGAGGCACGAAGUACGCCUCGACUAGAAAAGAAACUCCCGUACUUAGCUAACCCGCAGCCAGGGACAUCUGCUGAAAUACAGCUUCAUCAGUUCGAUUCGCAUAGUUCUACCGUGAUGAAUAGUUCGCAACAGGUCCGUCACACAAGCCUAAAUCAGCUGGAGCAACGGCGCAGUCUUCUUACACCGAUCAUUCCGCCUGAAGAUGACUUCGAGUAUUUAGACAUGCAGGAUCGCCGCUCGAACUCCUUACAAAUCACGCGCGACCGUUCACCAAUUGCUUUUCCGGGAGAACCGUCAUCGUUACCGUUCCAUUCGGCUGCUGAGGCGGACUCGCACGUGAUCAAAAAAAAGAAAAAACGAAGAGCACCAGCUCCUCCUCCCCCAGAACCGGGAAUUAGACCUUCCACUGGCGCCGGUUCUGGAUUACAGGUUGGUUAUCGUGGCAGUGCAGGAGCGACAGGAAGCCUCGGUGCGAGAAGUUCAUCGAGUGAAUGCAGCAGUGCUCAGCGAAGAAUAAAGAAGAGAGCUCCCUCUCCCCCGCGAUGCCAGAGGGAGUCGACGUCUUUACCGACAUUGACGUUAGAUCAGGUUGCUUCUGCUGUAGCCAUCAUCCCUCCAUCCUCCCUGGGAAGUUUGUCUGAUUCUGGCGCAAGCGCUGCAACAGCAGCUCCAGACUCCCCGCGCCUCAAUGACCUCUCACGAAUAGAUGAAGAUACCGAAUCCGACUUCGAGUACGUGCUUAAGCGCAGUGAUUCCAAGGUGAACGAACUUGUCGAUGCGUUCCAUCGUUUAACGGAGGAUAGCGGCGAUUUGAGCCCCGAGGUGAAAAGCGACGACGGGACAUUGACUCCCCUGAUUUUUAGGGGAGGUGAGAAGAGCGCCUAUGGCAGUGGUGGGCUUUCCGACGCGUCGUUCUCUUCGUCAACAUCGACUAAGUGGCGCUAUGUCGAUGUUUCGGACUCAAUGAGCGUUGACUCCAACACGUCCGAGGUCCUGCUUGGAGCUGGCAGAGGAAUUCGGCGGGAUUCCGUGUCAGAGUAUCGGCUUGAGUUUGAGAGGCGGAGAGCGUUCUACGAACCCAAAAAUAGAGCUGGGUCCGUAGGUCGAAACAGUGCAGGUGGAAGCACGGGUUCUGGGCCCCGUUCUAACCGGCACAGUCGUUCGUUCGAGGAGCCGACGCUGAAUGGUCCGACGGCAUCGACAGCAAACGCGUCGUCUGGCUCGUAUGGAGUUGCGUCAGGUGCCACUAUGAGCUUCAGAGAUAUUCUCAAGUCCCAAAGCAAUACGUCCAUCGCGAGCAAAGGAUCGACUGGCUCAGAUAAGCGGCCACCCAUUCAUCCUGAUUCGCCGACAGGAGGCAGGCAAUUGCUUUACAAACAGUUAGAAUCAGCCAUCUCCAAAGGAGAACAUGAUAGAGCCGCAAGUCUUGCCAGGCAGCUAGCUCUCAACAAGAAAAAACUUCCUACAAUAACGGUCAACUUAUACGUUGAGGACAAGGUAUCUCACAUUGGCCCGAUUCGGCUAAAUUUAAAUCCCGCAAUUAAACUCUGUCAACUGAAGCAAAAAAUCCAAGCUGAUUAUCGCUUCCCAGAAGACCGACAGCGCUGGGUAAUUGGAAAGGGGCUUGCCGUUGAUAAUGACCGCACUCUCAACGAGCUCGGAGUCGAUAAAAAUGAUGCGAAUCUCUUUCUGUACCUUGGCAGCUCUUCGAAAUAUUCUGGCGGACGCUAUCCCGGAACGCCGAAAUCAUUGCCAAAGAAGUUUCUUGAAAGUUUUCCUAGCAGCAUUCGACAUAUUCUUCCCGAAAACAAAGCUCGUCCAGCAACACCACCGUUACAGCGUGCCGAAUCAGUGGAUUCUGACGAAAUGUGGCAUACAACAGCCGAUCUUCAAAGUUCAUCGCUUGCUUCUUCUACGGCUAGAGUUCGUAAACGCCGCCAGGUGAUUAAGCUACAAACUGAUCAAGGUGUGGAUAAGCUCAACAAGCUCCUCAAAAGCCAGGACACACUAAAGGGCUGGAAAUGCGACCUCUGUGGGAUGCUUAACAGACGAGCAGGCCUUGAGUGUGUGAUGUGCGGAUCAUUGAACAGCGUAACGGGAAAUGAGGCGGAUGACGAGUUAUUUGAAGGAAGCUUAGACGACAUUGUAAACUUGGACCGCCUAAGCAUAAACAAAGUGACGGGCGAUAAGAUCUCGCUUGAUUUGUCUCAAACGCGAGAUCGGCUUGGCGCCCAACAACAGGGUCCCGAGGCUAGCUGUUCGAAACCUCCUAUUUCCCCUAAAUCACGGUCCGUCAGCGGAAGUCCGCCGCUAAGCCCUACGUUUGCCAAGUCGCUUCAACCUGCAAGCGUGCCAGUUAGCGUCUCAGACAAUAGGUCAUUGUCCCCCAUGCAACGAAGCCCGUCAGCAAAAAGCCAGAUCCCUAGGCCUAUAUUUGUGUGUGAGAACAGCCCUAGUCCGCCAAAACCAAUUCAUUCUAAAACUCCACCGUUAGCCGAAGCUAUUUGGCAUAUCAAUCCCUCUUUUGAAGGCAAUGCUGUUACUAAUUUAACGGCGGACCUAGCCGUCGAAGAGGACUUUGAUAUAUCAAGCGAGAGCGGAAGUGAUACGACAUCCGUUAAUAGUCUUGAGGUGAACGAAAAAAUGUUCGAAUUGUCUGAUGGUGAUGAAGUCGGCCAUAUCACAGAUGAGUUAGGCUUAAAUGAUCCUAAUGCGCCUUCUACAAGCAAGGACCGACCUGGGUCGGUUAUCUAUAGGCAAAAUGGCGAAGGUCAGGCUAAUGGCUUUGUAGAAACACGAGGCGAGAGACCUACCACGGCAAUAUUUCGUCCUGCGGAAGUCAGCAGCGCAUUUAAGGCUGAAGGUGCUAUUAAAGCAAUGGAAAUGAAACAUGUCGUCGAGGAACCGGCUCGAUGCAUAUCCGAGACGACACUGGCUGUGCAGCCUCAACGAGCAGUUUUGCAUAUGGAGACUGGCGCCAGGCCGAAGCAAGCGAACAUAGUUAAACUGAAAACAACUAACCCUCCAGCAGUUCCAUUCAAACCGCUUGUCACAAUUCAACCUUGGGUUUCGCGAUGUGAGACUAAGAAGCGAGAACAGGGUGAUCGAGAAAUAUUUAACGUAGAGGUGGCCGCGACAAGAAACCUGUUCGAAGAAGCUAAGCACACGGCUGACAUCGUGGAACGGCCUCUCAAGGCUGCGGAGGUUAAGGCUGACCUCAAUGAAGCUCUGGAAACUCUGCGUUCACUGGCGGAAAGUCCGAAGGACUACCUAAAGUUAAUGCAGCUGGACGAGCACGACAUUGUUGCGAAUAGCGACCGCUUCGAGUGCCCGGUAUGCCUGAUGCCUGUGGAGCCGGCGGAAGGCGUCGUGUUACGAGAUUGCUUACAUAGUUUCUGCAAAGACUGCCUCGUAAACGCUGUGAGCUUCUCGACGGAUGCUACGGUGAACUGCCCAUUCAUGAACGACGACUAUUCCUGCGAAAGUCUAUUGCAAGAGAGAGAAAUCAAAGCACUGGUGUCUGAGGACGUAUACGAAAAACACUUGAAACGCAGUAUGAAACAAGCCGAAACAGCUGCUAAAAAUUCGUUUCAUUGCAAAACGCCAGAUUGCCCGGGAUGGUGCUUCUUCGAAGAUAAUGUCAACAAUUUUGACUGCCCCGUUUGCACAAAGCGGAACUGUCUCACCUGUCAGGCAAUUCACCAUCCUUUGAACUGCCUUCAGUAUCAGGAUCACCUUGAGCUGGACGCUGAGCUUACCGAGGACGCAAAAAAGACUAAAGCGUUUCUCGAGGAUAUGGUUCGCUGCAAUGACGCUAUGCAUUGCCCCCAAUGUAGGAUUAUCUUGAUUCGCAAAUGGGGCUGCGACUGGGUCCAAUGUUCGAUGUGUAAGACAGAGAUCUGUUGGGUAACAAAAGGACCUCGUUGGGGGCCUCUGGGUCGUGGAGAUACUUCAGGCGGAUGCAGGUGCGGGAUAAAAGGAAUCAAGUGCCACCCGAAAUGCACCUAUUGCCACUGAGAACGGUUUACAAAGCCUCCAUCUGUUGCGCGACAAAAUCUCUAACCUUCAACACAAACAAUUGCAACGUUGACGCCUAGCGGAUAGAGUACCCCGUGCGCACGGCUACAAGAAGCCAGUUGAGAAGGAUCUGUAUAAAAAUGGCAAGAUGCAAUUUGCUGCGUCCGAUGUUUCCGCCCAGUGCGUUGCCUUUUACCUUGUAAAGUCAUUAGAUACCAGAUGCAAUGUUUUUAAGAAUUAUAAUAUUAAAAUUAUAAUAAAUUAUUUAAAUAAUUCUAUUAUAUAUUGAUUUCAUAUUCAUUUUUAGUAUGUGUAGGGGCAUAGGUUCGAAAUUGGAUGCAGCAUGAAAGGCAUCUUGGUAAAUGAUAGACA
Varroa destructor (honeybee mite) is the source of this 7291-nucleotide messenger RNA. RefSeq lists its product as uncharacterized. Gene Ontology annotation, cellular component: LUBAC complex. NCBI's taxonomy places the organism in Eukaryota, Metazoa, Arthropoda, Arachnida, Mesostigmata, Varroidae. Gene Ontology annotation, molecular function: ubiquitin binding; ubiquitin-protein transferase activity. Gene Ontology annotation, biological process: proteasome-mediated ubiquitin-dependent protein catabolic process; protein linear polyubiquitination. The record is from RefSeq and is a predicted model, not a curated record.